CCACCCUCUCCUUCCUGCCCUUACAGACAGGUUCUCUCCCUCUUGCCCUUCUCCACAUGUUCUCUCCCUCCUGCCCUCUGUCCGCAGGUUUGCUCGCUCAUGUCGUUACCCUGGAUGCCCCUGCCAGCCUACCCUGUUCCUCGUGCCCCUAUCCACACGUUCUCUCCAUCCUUUCAUUGACCUCGAGAUCUCUCCCUCAUGUCGCUGCCCUUGCCCGCCUACUCUCUCCCUCCUGCCCCUUCCCACAGAUCCAUUACGAAACCUCGCGCGACCGGAUGUGCAUCGAUGCGCCUGAUGCGGGCAUUGACUUCUACACGACCUUCUACCUCCGCAUGGUGGACCUUCACACGGUUUUGGUGAUGGAGGGCUACGACGUGUCUUUCGUGGCUGUUCAGGAGGCAAUGACCGACAACAACUACAACGAUAAGUUCAAGCGUGUAUGGACGCAGUGGAAGAACGAGCGGGGGUUCCUGAUCAAGAGGCGGGUGUUGACGGAGCUAGGGGUGAAGGUCAAGUGGGCGAGGGGCUCCAAGAUCCAUGUGGACCUUGAUGACAAGAUGGCCCUCUGGCAUGACUUCAAGCCUCGAAGGAGGUUUGGGCAGUUGGUGAGCACCUGGGGCUCGGCGAAGCCACCCCCAGGGGUGCACUCCGGGCAGCCUUUUGCCAACAAGAUCUUCUUUCAGGCGGCGUUCGAUGCGUUUCAGCAGUGGGCUGUGGCGGGGAAGCUCUGUCUGAAGGCGUAUCACAUUGCCUGGAUUAUCAUGGUGGUCGACUAUGGGCUGACCCGCCGCAGGCACACCACGAUGGGCCUCUCUAACUCACACCCCAAGAACAAGGCCUGGAUAACGGACCUUCACAAGAGGGUGCGACAGGUGGUCAUUGACCACUUCAGCAACUACCCCAAGGAGUACAGCAAGGACAUGCGGGGGUGGAAAUGGGGAGAGUAUGUGCAGGGGUGGCAUCACCACACCGUUCAGGGCAGGGGACGGAUACAACUGGGACGGAAGUGGAGCCAAGUAUUGGCGUGGGCUCUGGAGGGAAGGGUCUGUCAGCAUCAUUCUGAAGGGGCAGCCAUCCCACAAUGGGAGGGGCUUAUUGCAAGCGCCAGUACUGGCGUGUGCUGGGUUCAUAACCAUGGGGUGUUUGCAGAUGCAUGAUGUGGCAGCGUCGUUUGAGGGGUGGGGUGCUGGCAGCGAAAUGAUGUGAAACAGGU
Messenger RNA from Closterium sp. NIES-67, 1213 nucleotides. The record is from the annotation of a GenBank genome assembly. Lineage: Eukaryota; Viridiplantae; Streptophyta; Zygnematophyceae; Desmidiales; Closteriaceae.